ACCGCACAAUGUGCGGGGCGAGAUAAAAGUCGGCGGGCUUCCACGCGGACUGGCGGGGUGCUGCUCGGCUCGAGGCGUUCCAGAGUUGCCAGCGAAGGGGUCGUGCGUUGUUCGCGCGACGUUUCCCGGAUUCGUUGUGCUUGGUUCAAGUGUGUCACAGUGCCCCCGGGGAUGUGAUUGUGCGUCGUUAGUCAUCGUUUUUGUGUGUCCCAAGCGAUUUGGUGCGGUGUGGUCAACGCUGUGCCGUGUGUGCGUUUCCACCACCACCACAGUUUUGUCAUCCGUGUGGAUGUUUAAGCAUAGUACAGUACUGGAGUAAUAGUCGUACAGAAAUGCCCCAGAGUGUACGUGUGGAUACUUUGUAAACAAAAGACGUUGAUGUCCAUAUGGAGGUGCUGGUGCCUCUGGAUAUGCAUACGUUAAGCAGAUCUACACAUGGACACAAGAUUACAAGCAAGACGAGGAAGAUGCUGCUGCAGCGCCGGAAAUCGGCACCCGCGCUCAACGACAAGCGCUGCGCUGGCUUCAGCGACGGCGUCCUGUCGCCGAGCUCGCCGCUCCAGUUGGGCCCGUGGAGGCUUGGGGAGGCCGGGACCACGGCCUCGCCUAGCAGCCCUCUCCCCAACAGCGUGAAACCGCGCUGGACGGACCUCCUGGCGCCGGUGCAGCCAGGGGUGGACGGAGUGCAGCUAGUCAGUCACGUGACGCUGCACGUGGGCCUGCAGUCCCAGGAGCGGUGCCUUAUCCUCUUCCCCAGCACCUUGAUCGUCGCAAAAUACAAGUCGGGCGGUGUGAAGCCCAAGACUGCCGUGCGUCUCUGCGAGAUGUGGACGGCCUCCUGCCUGGGCGACGUGUGCGAGGCCACCGUGCCGCCGCUCUGCUCCUUCGUCAUGGGGUGGCCCACCACCAACCACGUCGUCACCUUCAGGUCUGAAGAGGACAGAGACGUAUGGUUCGCCGAGCUCACCAGGAGAAUUGAAGCGGAGAAAGCCAAAGAGGAGCCGAAAUCCAUCCCGCUGAAGAUCCUGGUGCAGGACAUCCCGACGCCGGCUUUUGCUAAGACCCUGUGCGUUGGCAACACGGACACAGCACAGGAGGUGAUCGCCAUGGCUCUCAAGCAGUUCUCGAUCACGGGCCAAUCCAGCGAUUUCAAGCUGUGGGUUUACUCUGGCAAAGAUGGGACUCCUUAUCCACUCAUAGGGCACGAGCAGCCGUACAGCGUGCGCAUGCGGCACGUCCGCGACGCCGUGCAGUGCCUGGGCUCGGACGUCCGCGUGGGCGGCAGCUCCUUCCCCGUGGACGCUCGCUUCCCGGACGAGAGCCUGCCCCCCGACCUCCGCUGCCACUUCGUGCUCCGGGCGACGCAGCGGCGGCCGUCGCAGCCGCCGCCAGCCGCGACCUACGUUCGAGACGAGCCCGUCGACUCGAGUGGCGGCAAGCUGAGGAGGAAGCGGUCGCUGAUGUCGUGGACGCUGCGACGGAGCUCCUCGCGCUCCGACUCGGACGCCCCCCUCUCGCCCCUCUCCCCCGCCGCCCCCUCCGCCGGCGGCGUCUUCGGGGUUCCCUUGUCCCUGCUGUGCCCGGAUGGGGCGCCCCCCAGAUCAAUUAUGGCCUUGCUGUCGGCAAUAUUUCGGGAGGGCCCCUUCACCCGGGGGAUUUUCCGGAAGUCUGCGAACAUGCGGCACUGCCGGACGCUGAGGGAGAGGCUGGCCUCUGGGGAGCACGUGGAUUGGACGCAAGAGACACCGCACGUCGCUGCGGCUGUCUUCACGGACUUCCUGCGCAAUGUGCCCGGGAGUCUCCUCUGCUCGGAGCUGUACCACGGCUGGCUCGAUGGCAUUUCAGAGGAGCACCCUCAGGAGAGACUGCAGAGCGUACGAAGGCUGCUGCGCCGCGUGCCGCCGUGCCACCACCUUCUGCUGCGUGCGCUGCUCUGCGUGCUGCACCACGUCGCGGCGCUGGCGCGGCACAACCACAUGACGGCGGCGAACCUGGCGCGGUGCGUCGCGCCCAGCCUGCUGUGGCCGAGCCGCGGGGGGGAGCAGCAGCAGCAGCGCAGCGACACGCUGCAGGUGGUGGAGCUGGUGGAGUUCCUGAUCUGCCACUGCCAGGAGCUGUUCGGAGAGGACGUGACGACGAUCUUCGGUCCUUUGCCCGAGCCGAGCCAAACGGACACCGACAAUUCCGACUCAUCAGACGCCUCCUCGUCCUUGCGCCAACGCGACUCGUUGUGCGACGGAGCGCCCGCGGGCCUUCACGACGACGGCCGCGGCGACGACGACUCCCAGCUGCUGUCCGAGUGCCUGCGGGCGCUCAGCUUCAGCCGCACGGCGCAGGCCCUCUUCCCCGACAUGCUCUGCCACCUCGGCGUCAACCGGCGGCCAAACGCCGGCGGCUCGCGGCUCGACGCCUCCCCGGUCGGCAGCGACGACGGCGGCGAUGACGGCGCUCGCGGCCGUAGCCACGACAACCCUGACGGCGGCGACAGCCCCGAGAAGAGCGGGCGCCGGCGCGUCGUCGGCAACGACCGCAACGGCAACGUGGAGUACGGCGACGACGACGACGACGUGUUUCGCGCCAACGGCAUUGGGGGUCGUCCCCCGGCGAGCGCGGACACCCCCGCGAGCCGGGCGGCCAGGAGCCGCGUGCCGUUGUCCAGGCCGGCGUCGCUGAGGCUGAACUUCCCCUCCUACGGGCCGGGCUCGUCCUCCAACCUGUCGAUGGGCGGAAUGUCGACGUCCUCGCAGAGCUCGGCGGAGAGCCUCCUCUGCCUCUCGACGUCUCCCGACUCGCCGUCCGCGCCCAAGCUCGCCGACGGCCGGACCCGGGGUCGCGACGCCGCCGCCGUCACCGAGCCGCUGAAGCGCUCGCUGUCCGCCAGCGGCCCCGGGCUCAACCUGUCGUUCGACUCCGCGUCGACGUUCUACCGAACCGAGAAGGCGGCCGCGUGGCCCGUGACGAGCGAAAUGCGGAGGCGGCUGUUGAAGUCGUCGCAGAGCCUGAGCCCGGGGCCGCACGAGCCCACGCAGUCGGCCAUCUUUUACCGGAACCGCUGCACCGCGCCCCCCUCCUCCUCCUGCUCCGUCGAUUCGCUGCACUCCGACCACCCCGCCGCCGACCGCCCCCGCCCAGGAGCGAGCGUCGCCGGAGAGAGACGGCACGCGUGGUCCGCGGGGGCCUUGAACUCUCCCGAGCGGCGGAGGACGCCCGGGCAGGAUGGCUCGAUGCAGGGCGUGGUGGAGUCGCUGCUCAGCCCGCUGGUGAACCGCUCCUGGUUCCGCACGGGCUCUUACACGUUCAAGAGGAUGCCGAGCGGAGACGGGCGGCGGGGCACGGUGGUGCCGCGACGGGGGGAGGAGUCGCCGCUCUUCAGGGGCGACUGCGGGAUCCUGGAGGCCGGAGCGGCCGGUCGCAGCGCCGGGACGCGCCCCCUCCCCUCGCCCUCGGAUUCUCCCCGCAGGGGGGCCGCCCGUGGAUUUGCCCCAGAAGGGUUGUUCUUUAGUGGACAGCGCUCGCCUGACGAGGGCGGUGGUGGCGGUGGUGGCGGUGAUGUCGGUGAUGGUUGCAGUGGUGGCGGUGGUGGCGGUGGUGGCGGCCGUGGCUGCUGUGCUCGGUGUCAGGACGGCGGAUUGCCGGCCUGCCGCGGGUCGCCAGCGUGCGCCGGUUGUGGCCAAACGUGGACGGACGGCCCGGGCGACGGUGCAGUGGAGAGCCACGAUUUGGAACGCAGAGCUUAACCCCCCCGCCGCAGGUGCAUUGAACAUGCGGUGCAUUCCUAGGCGUGUAUACAACACGCGUGCUCUCACACGUGUGUUCUCACACGUGUGUGUGUAUACAUACACACGUGUGUGUGUAUACAUACACACGUGUGUGUGUAUACAUACACACGUGUGUGUGUAUACAUACACACGUGUGUGUGUAUACAUACACACGUGUGUGUGUAUACAUACACACGUGUGUGUGUAUACAUACACACGUGUGUGUGUAUACAUACACACGUGUGUGUGUAUACAUACACACGUGUGUGUGUAUACAUACACACGUGUGUUCUCACACGUGUGUAUGUAUACACACGUGUGUAUGUGUAUACAUACACACGUCCAGUGAAAGGUGAAGGCACAGCCCUGCAGUGUCUUGCUGAGGCCACCGCUGGCUCAAAGGCCUCCGCUUGAGGGAGCUCUGACGAGCCGUCUGGAAGGUAGUUUGGGCUGAUCUAUCGCUCUGACCAGACUUCUCAGUGGGGGCGAGAGUACCCACACUUUACGCCACCUGCGGACCGACUGUGACGUACCUGUUUCAUGCCGCAGAACGACACACGGUGAUGUGUAUGUCUCGCGUGGUUUUUCAAGAGUGACACGGCGCUGGGUGCACGGCUAGCUUGUGCACUCACGCUUGUGCCUUCCAAGCCAAAUCAGAUCGUUGGCGCGCUUGGCAUCGGCGCAUUCCUUAGAGCGCAGUGCUCACGCGAGCGCAAUCUAUUUCGCAGAUGUGUGGCGUCUGCGGUAGUUUAAAAGGGACGGAGCGAUGUUGCUAAGUGACUUUACCAAAUUAGGUAACUUGUGAGGUUUUUUUGUCUCACAAAUCUGGCAAAUGUGGGCUGUGGCACCAGCAUACAUGGUCUACGCGCAUGUACCUCUGAGUGAAAAUCGCUCGCUUGGGGCCAAUGUUCCGCUGUCUUUGCAAGAUCCUAGCCCUUUUAAUUUAACAAUUUGGCGGCAUUGUACAUUUUUGUCAGGAUUUUAUGAACCAUUGUAUUUUCAUUUCAAGCUUAGCCUGAAUCCAGUAUCGUUGUUCUAAGUGUUUGUAAUUAUUUUUCUUUAUAAAAAAAAAAGAGCAAAUAUCUUCACAACGUCGUGCGAGACUCGAGCAUCGCACCUCCUGGCUUUGACAUUUCUCCUCGAAGACUCUGGUGGCACGAAUUGACCGCAUCACAACGUCAACAGGCCGAUGCACACAACUCCUUCGUGAAUGGAAGAUUAAAGACAAGCCACAGCAGUGCGGCUGUGGCCACGCAACCCAAACUGUGGACCAUGUCAGCCCAAUGUCGUCUGCGCUCCUCCAAUGUAGGAAGAGCAGCAGAACGACACAAACUCUCUCCUGAAGCCUUCUCACUGCUGGCAGACCUCAACAUUGGCAUUUAUCUCCUGAACAUAUUGCCAAAUGCAAGAAGAAAAUAACGACAAUUUAUCGGAGGCACGUAACAACAGUCUUUAAAACUUGGCAAAUGUCAUGUCAAGUUAAUUAACGUCUUGGAAU
Molecule: messenger RNA, 5256 nt
Organism: Lethenteron reissneri (Far Eastern brook lamprey)
Lineage: Eukaryota; Metazoa; Chordata; Hyperoartia; Petromyzontiformes; Petromyzontidae
Product: rho GTPase-activating protein 20-like
Biological process (GO): signal transduction; regulation of Rho protein signal transduction
Molecular function (GO): GTPase activator activity
Source: RefSeq, a predicted model, not a curated record